AUGGUAUUGCUGAAGAUCAAGGAAAAUUCGGAUGGUUCAUGCCAACACAUGAAAGCCAGUGACUUUGAUGAUGUCUCCAAAGAGAUUCUUGUGACAGCGAGCUCUAUUUUCCGGUGUCUAAUUGUCACCCAAGUGCCAUUUCCCGAUAACCUUGCUGUUGAGACGAAAUUGGCAAAAGCAGCCUGGCAUGAGGCGUGUCAAAUCAAAGGUGUCAAUGUCAAACUGACGCCUUUGGUGGUCAAAAUGCUCUUGACCCACACAUCACAAGUGCGCAGGGAACUUAAAAUGAAAAUGCAAUCACUGACUGGAGAUCUAGCAGAGUCUUUGAAAGACGGUUCUGUGUUUGCUUUCAAGGAUUGGGCAUCGAAGAAGGGAAUCUACAAGACCAAAUUACUGCAACUGGGUAUCAACAUCAUGUGGUUUGCGAAUCGUCACAACGAAGGUGUCGUAUACCAUAAAUACUUUAAUCCUAUGCCCGUCGAAGUUAUCGCUCUUGUGCUUACAACUAUUGAAUGUUGUAUUGAUGAAUGGUUACAAGGUCUGAAGGAGGAUAUUAAAUUCACAUUGGCUACUUAUGGAACUGUCUACCAUGAUCAUUUCGGCUCAUUGCAGCGUUUCAAUGAGCACACAGCGCCUUAUAAACUCCUUGAAAGAAUUUGUAUCAAUCUGCACGACACAGCUCGUUUCCAUGCAGGUGUUGACACCCUCCCUACUAUGUUGUCAUUUGCAUCCCGGAUCAGUGACGAGGCAUUCAAAGAUGCCAUCCAAGAGUAUCGACUUGAGGAGCAGGAUGAUGCGGAGGCUAGCGAGUCGUAA
This is a messenger RNA of Suillus paluster, 816 nucleotides long. RefSeq lists its product as uncharacterized. The record is from RefSeq and is a predicted model, not a curated record. The transcript has 6 exons. Bases 1 to 816 code for a protein of 271 amino acids. NCBI's taxonomy places the organism in Eukaryota, Fungi, Basidiomycota, Agaricomycetes, Boletales, Suillaceae.